UUGAUUCCUCUAUCCGAAUCCUUGCUUUCCUAUCCUUUUCAUCCUUAACACCCUUUCCUCACUUCGUUUUCCUUAUACCACACGGCUCAUACCCCUUCAACAGGCGUCAAACCGAAGGAUCUAGAGGAACAAAACAUAGACCAAAUUAUAAAGGAAAUGUCAUCCGAUCACAUUGAGCAUAAAAAAGAUGCUCCUGUGCCUUUAGAGCAUGGUGUCUCAUAUAACACCUCUGUUGAGACCCCCUCUCAAGAGAGUAUUAAUGAGAAGGGCGACGGCUUCUUCCAGCGUCGUCGGACCAACGAGGAGAUGAUCGAUGAGGAGCUAGGUGGUCCCAAGAAAAAUGCUCUUGUUGACCAGGAAGAUAACAAGAAGGUCUUUGGGCUUCAGCAGAAGCGGUUUAGACUGAUCUGGCAUAUCGUUGCUUGGCUGUGCUUCACAGCCUUCCUCAUUGUCGCCAUUGUCUUGAACAAGGGAAGCCCUAUCUCGGUCUUGGCUGUCGCCUAUGCCUUUGUCACCUUGUACUUGAUCUCGGCCCAUUCCCCUGACCGUUUCUUUGCUAGUCCCACUCACAAACUCUGGAAUGCUGGAGCCGACGCUCUGGGCCAUAUGCCCCUCAAAAUUCGUCAGAUUGUUGGCUACGGCAUUAUCCCUAUUGCGCUUAUUUUGACUGCUGUCAUCCCAGAGGAUAACGAGAACGGUACUCGUGUUCAGCGCAUCAUCUCACUCUGCGGCUUGCUCUUCUUUAUGCUCACUCUCUGGGCCACAUCACGCAACCGUAAGCUUAUCCACUGGCCCACAAUCUGCACCGGCAUUGGUGCUCAGUUCAUACUGGGCCUCUUUGUCAUCCGUACCUCUAUUGGACAGACCAUCUUCUCGUAUAUUGGAGGUUUUAUGGCCAGUUUCUUGGGUUUCUCUUCCCACGGUAUCAGCUUCAUUGUGGGUGCGGACUUCAUGAAGGCUUAUGGAUCAACUUUCUUGAUCGGAGUCUUGCCUGCCAUUAUCUUCUUCGGCGCUGUCAUCCAGGUCCUCUACUAUUAUAAUGUUAUUCAAACCGCUAUUGGCGCCAUGGGCCGAAUCAUUGUCUACCUCUUCCAGGUCUCCGGAGUAGAGGUCGUUGCUGCCUGUGCUGCUCCAUUUGUCGGAAUGUCCGAGUCCGCCAUGUUGGUUGGACCCUAUCUCGAGAAUGCGACCAAUGCUGAGAUCCAUCAAGUCAUGGCUUCUGGGUUCGCUACCAUUUCUGGAUCUGUCUACUUGGGUCUCAUUGGCUUUGGUGCUUCGCCCACCCACUUGAUCACGUGCUGUAUCAUGUCCGUUCCUUGUGCUUUUGUCACCUCCAAGAUGCGCUAUCCCGAGGAGGAGGUACCAUUAACCCGUGGCAAAUCCAUUGAAUUGGAGCGUCCUGAUGCUGAAGAUUCAUUUGUCCAUGCUCUAGCCAACGGUUCCAUCUUGGGAAUGCAGCUCUGCAUUGUCAUUGCCGCCGUCUUGAUUGGUUUCCUCUCGCUUUUGGGCUGUGCCAACUAUGUCUUAAACUGGAUCUUCCUCUUCUUGGGUGUGACCGACAUCACAAUUGAGCGUCUGUUAGGAUACUUCUUUUACCCUAUUGCUUGGAUCCUGGGUAUCCCAGCUGCAGAUGUGUACGCAUCUUCUAAAAUGAUGGGCGUCAAGUUUGCAUUGAAUGAGUUUGUAGGCUUUGCAGCUGCCAUGGAAAGCGGCUUCUUCAAGACUGCUUCGCUCCGUGCCCAACUCUUAGCUACGUUUGCCUGCUGCUCCUUCGCAAACCCCUCCUCUUUGGGAUCUCAAAUCUCACUAUUGGGCAAGAUGGCUCCUUCGCGCGCUGGAGACAUUGCUCGUGUUUCUGUUUCAGCUAUUCUUGCUGGUGCUCUGAGCACCAUCAUGUCCGCUUGCAUUGCAGGCGUUGUUCUGUAAAGCUUUUUUUUUUUUUUU
Molecule: messenger RNA, 1944 nt
Organism: Lobosporangium transversale
Lineage: Eukaryota; Fungi; Mortierellomycota; Mortierellomycetes; Mortierellales; Mortierellaceae
Product: Na+ dependent nucleoside transporter C-terminus-domain-containing protein
Exons: 2
Coding region: 157-1926 (589 amino acids)
Biological process (GO): nucleoside transmembrane transport
Cellular component (GO): membrane
Molecular function (GO): symporter activity; nucleoside transmembrane transporter activity
Source: RefSeq, a predicted model, not a curated record